Molecule: messenger RNA, 2354 nt
Organism: Pseudophryne corroboree (corroboree frog)
Lineage: Eukaryota; Metazoa; Chordata; Amphibia; Anura; Myobatrachidae
Gene: POU3F4
Product: POU class 3 homeobox 4
Exons: 1
Coding region: 242-1327 (361 amino acids)
Biological process (GO): brain development; regulation of transcription by RNA polymerase II
Cellular component (GO): nucleus
Molecular function (GO): RNA polymerase II cis-regulatory region sequence-specific DNA binding; DNA-binding transcription factor activity, RNA polymerase II-specific
Source: RefSeq, a predicted model, not a curated record
UGGACCCAGGCUGACUUCCUCCUCAGUCCCAUUUAACUCUUCAUUCUCCCAGGCAGGGUCCCUCCUCCUGGUGGCCCAUUGGCAGAAGGUAAGGCCAGCCAGCAGAGGAGGGGUCCCCAUUGGCUGCAGGCUCUGUCACUCACACACCGGUUGCUGAUUUGGCUCCCUUGCCUUGUAGAUGUCAAAGGCUGGAGCUGCUCCCCUUGCCACAUUGUAGCUGGUAGGGGAUCCGCAGCGAGCAAUGGCCACAGCUGCCUCCAAUCCCUACAGCAUUCUCAGCAGCACAUCCCUGGUCCAUGCGGACUCUGCGGGCAUGCAGCAGGGCAGCCCCUUCAGGAACCCCCAGAAGCUGCUGCAAAGUGACUACCUGCAAGGACUCCCCAGCAAUGGCCAUCCGCUGGGUCACCACUGGAUGAGCAGCUUAACUGACGGCAACCCAUGGUCUACAAGCCUAGCCAACAGCCCCCUGGACCAGCAGGACAUUAAGCCAGGCAGGGAAGACCUUCAGCUUGGGACCAUCAUCCAUCACAGGUCACCCCAUGUUGGCCACCACUCACCCCACACAAACCACCCCAAUGCCUGGGGAGCCAGCCCAGCUCACAACCCAUCACUCACCUCCAGUGGCCAGGGGAUCAAUGUCUACUCUCAGCCUGGCUUCACGGUCAGUGGCAUGCUGGACCAUGGAGGUCUCACCCCACCUCCACAGACGGUCACCACGCAGAGCCUGCACCCGGUGCUCAGAGAUGCCACUGACCAUGGAGAUCUGGGCUCCCACCACUGCCAGGACCACUCCGACGAGGAGACCCCAACGUCGGACGAGCUGGAGCAGUUUGCCAAGCAGUUCAAACAAAGGCGCAUCAAGCUGGGCUUCACCCAGGCCGACGUCGGCUUGGCCCUGGGCACCCUCUAUGGCAACGUCUUCUCCCAGACCACCAUCUGCAGGUUUGAAGCCCUCCAGCUCAGCUUCAAGAACAUGUGCAAGCUGAAGCCCCUGCUGAACAAGUGGCUGGAGGAGGCCGACUCCUCCACAGGUAGCCCCACCAGCAUCGACAAGAUAGCUGCCCAAGGUAGGAAGAGGAAGAAGAGGACCUCUAUAGAGGUGAGUGUCAAAGGGGUGCUGGAGACCCACUUCCUGAAGUGCCCCAAGCCUGCCGCCCAGGAGAUCUCCUCCCUGGCAGACAGCCUGCAGCUGGAGAAAGAAGUGGUCAGGGUCUGGUUUUGCAACAGAAGACAAAAAGAGAAAAGAAUGACUCCUCCAGGAGAACCCCAACAACACGAGGUCUACUCUCACAAUGUCAAAACAGACACCUCCUGCCAUGAGCUCUGACUAUAGGCUGGUACCGGACAGGACUUGGGCGAGAACAGUGGAUUUUUUCUCCCUUUGUUUUUAUUUUUAUGCUUUUUUGUUUUUGUUUAUUUAUGUUAUAUUGUUUUGGCGGAAGAACAAAAACAAACAAAACAAAAAACAACUUUUACAAAACAAAAAAAUAACAAAUAAAACAGAAAAACGACUUCUCUGGGGGCCCUGCGCCCCCCACCUGGCAAUAUAACUGCUACAUUCACGCUGUUUACUGUAAACAGAUUGGUUUCUUUUUGGUACCUACUGGAAAGAAGAGAGUUUGUGCCUCUGCUCACCUACCUGCGCCUUGAUCAUAUCAGAUAUCUAUCAGGUGACUUCGUUUUACACUAGAAUAGUUUCUUUCAGUCUGGAGAUCAUCUGGGAUUUCUUGUCCUUGUCUCUUUUUGUCCUCCCCGUGUUUGAAGGUAUUUUGCUACAGUGUAUACACAAUAUUUGUGACCACAGUUUGUAAUGUUCCCAUCAGCCCCCCCCCCCCCCCCCCAAUAUGUUCACCUACCUCUUCCUCUCUGUGUAGCAGUAUGUGCUAGGGACCAGUAUGUAAGGAGAAGGCUGACUAUAACCAUUUCUGCAUGACAUGUAUUCAACAAGACUUUUUAUUUUAUUCUAGUCAAACAUAUCCUGAUACAUUUAUACAUUUUGUUUUUGGUUGUGUGAUUUAUGAGACUGGCACUUCCAUAGGCUGCAGCAGGAGAAGGAGAGAGGCUCCAGUGAUACAUAGAUCUGUGCACUGGCUUCUUCCUACAGACCCUCUUUCCUUCUCCCUCUCUGGUUUUGUUCCCUGUUGCAGUCAGAAUCCAGUGGUGCCCAGUGCUUGUGAUGUGCCUGUGUGGAGGUUUCAGUGAGUGCUAGCCCUUCAGCCCAGCUUUUGGUGGGUGGCCUCUAUAAACAUUGCUGCCAUGACGUAAUUCCAUAGAUAAGAAUAUAGAAUAAAUAUUGCUUAUCUACCCUUACUGCACCUGUAUGUAAAUGAGUGUAUGUAUAUGUGUGUGUAUGU